AUGCCGCUGCGGCAAGAGGCGCUGCUGGCAGCCAUAAGUGAGAAAGACGCCAACAUCGCCCUUCUGGAGCUCUCCUCAUCCAAGAAGAAGAAAACCCAGGAAGAAGUAGCAGCUCUGAAGAGGGAGAAGGACGGUCUGGUUCAUCAGCUCAAACAGCAGACUCAAAACCGGAUGAAGCUGAUGGCCGACAACUACGAGGACGACCACCUGAAGGUCUCCUCUCCAAGCUCAGAGCAGCCCAACAAUCACAAGCCCUCCCCAGACCAGAUUCUCUCUCCUCUCCUGGAUCUCAAUCAGAAUCGCAGUAAACUGAAGCUGUAUAUCAGUCACCUGACCUCACUGUGUCAGGAGCGAGACCCAAUCAUACUGCAGGACUUUGCCCCGCCCCCCGCCUAUCACCGCUCUGACUCCGCCUCCUGGCAAACGCAGCUGCACAGCAUGACGCAGGAACAGUUGGAGGCGGAGUUAGCGCUGUGUGAGAGGGAGGGGGCGGAGCUCCAGGAGUACGCCAAUCAGGUCCUGCAGCAGAUUGCCGACCGAUGCCCCGACAUUUUGGAACAAGUGGUCAACGCUCUGGAGGACAGCUGCUGACACACGAGUGCACACACACACUGACAGAAACAUAACGAAGCUUACAGUCAUUAGUUUGCACGCAAAGUCAGAAAGCACGCCAACACACAUGGGAGCAUCGGAGGUCUCCAGCAAGCCACCAUAACCUUCUGAUACAUGAGUAAAAUCACAGGAUGAAGACUUUCUCUGCCACUCUCAUUCAUACUGAAACAUAUUCUUCCACCAUGUCUUUAGUCGCUAUCAUUUCAAACUAACGGUGCCAUCUGAGGGAAAUAUUCUUCAUCUUUCAAAGUGCUUUGUUGGCAUGUUAAUUGGAAGUAGUUGAUGUUUUUGAGAUGUAUUUUCCUAACUGCUCGGAAACAGAAGGAGCCGUCACUGCACUCGCCAUCUGUGACACUUCACAGCGGCCAUCUUGUGUCCUCGCAGGCAAUCAGCAGACUUGUAAUCGUGACUUGCUGUAUUUUACCAAGGGAUGGAAAUUAUUUUCAAACUGUCUGAACAGGGUGAAAGUGAGUGGUGCUUGCCAGGUUUGUUUCUGAUGCCAGACUUACACGCUGUUACCACAUUGUUAUUUGAUUGGUUCAGAUACAAAAGUGUGUUUAUUUCAGCUGCCUUUGAUUCUUUACAUCAUUUGCUGCUAUCUUUUAAACUUUUUUCUCCAUUUCUUUUUUUUUUUUUUCUGAUGAAACGUCCCAACUUGUAGUUUGUUUCAGCAGUCGUCUCUGGACAGUUGUGUAUGUUGUAAAGAGAGAACAUUAGCUAACAGACACGCAGCUUUCGUCAGGGGAACACGACACUUUCAUCUGUUUUCUUUUUUCCCCUCAUUACUGAUGAAAGGCACAAUAAAUCUCGCAAUACUCCCUUUAUUAAAACACACCAGUGUAGAUGUUCUGUGUUUCUUUUGAACCUAACAUGUUCAGUUAUGGCGUCCAUGCUGACAUUAGGUUGUGUUCAGACAAUCCCCUUUCUUACCAUUUUGUGACAAUCCCUUUAGAGUUAACAUGGAGGAACCUGAACCCUUACUGAGACACCUUUUUUUCCUGGGGGAGGUAGGGAAUAUAAAAUGAUUGCUAUAUAUUUUUUUGCUUUUGGUAAUAUAUAUAUAUAAAACACUAAUCUUGUUUAAUUGAAAAUAUUGUCAUGUAUUGGUUGGUAUGUUACAUAAUGUGUCAAAUCUUUUUUUUUUUUUUUUUUUGUGAUUUGCAAGUAACCACAGAUUUGUUCCGUACGCAGGAGACUGUUAGCGGGAACGUGUAUUGCACCUACACAAGGCUCUGUGUCCACCGGGGGAACGUUUUCUCAGAAUUCUUGUUCUUGUUGUUUACAGUGGAAAUGACACUCUGAUGCAUGUUUCCCACAGCGCUGACAGCCUUAGCAUGAUUUCAACACUAACAGCACUGAGCACCAGAGGGUUGAAUUGUUUCAAUCAAAAGCUCCACUAACAGGUUUUUUAAAAACUCUUACACUGCGGUGAGUGCUGCAGCCGUGACUGGCCACAUGCAGCUGUCCAGCGCUGCUCCCUGAAAAGAAAAUACCUGGUGGAGACAAAGCCUAAAGAUGGGGGUUUACUCUGCACGCUCAGAUCUGAUUUUACACCUUCAGAAGGCACCUUUGAUGUGUAUUAAAAAAAAUCACAGGUGUAAAUCAUUCCAAAAUAUUUCACAUCUGUUUUAUGAGGAGAAAUGGAAGCGGGUUGAAUUUACUAAAUGCUCCAAUGAACACCAAGAGGCUCUUAUUUUGGAAUGAAGCUCCAUCAGAUCUGAGCUUGUGGUGUAAGUCCAAUAUUUUGUUGUCUGUUUUAUACUGAUUAUGUUGUGGAACGGCGAUGACUGGGAGUCACUGUGACUUGGAUUGAAAUCAGAAUGAGAGAAUGGAAUAAAAUAUUGAUUUAUCUUUA
Molecule: messenger RNA, 2467 nt
Organism: Epinephelus lanceolatus (giant grouper)
Lineage: Eukaryota; Metazoa; Chordata; Actinopteri; Perciformes; Serranidae
Source: RefSeq, a predicted model, not a curated record